UGCCUGUUUCUCGACUUCUCCGUUCCCUCUCUCGGAUGACUGAUACAAUCUAGUGCAAAUCCGUCAUCGAUCCAGUUAGCGAAGAUGAGGAAACGGGAUUUGGCAAUCUUAAUGCUCUCUGCCUUUGCAAUUUUCUUCACUCUUCUGCACGAGGGUGAUUUUUCUUUCAAGGAAGCAUGGUUCCAUUUGUACGAUGAGUAUCCGGUCAAACACGAAGCUGAUCGUCUCCCCCCACCUAUUGUAGCUGAUCUUAAUGGUGAUGGAAAGAAAGAGGUUCUCGUUGCAACAAAUGACGCCAAAAUUCAGGUCCUGGAGCCUCAUUCAAGGCGUGUGGAUGAAGGGUUUAGUGAAGCUCGCGUUCUUGCAGAGGUCAGCCUUUUACCAGACAAAAUCCGUGUCGCUUCAGGUAGGCGUGCAGUGGCCAUGGCCACGGGUGUUAUUGAUCGAUACUAUAAACAAGGACAACCCCAGAAGCAGGUUUUGGUCGUUGUUACCUCAGGUUGGUAUGUGAUCUGUUUUGAUCACAACCUCAAGAAACUGUGGGAAGAAAAUCUGCAGGAAGAUUUUCCACAUAAUGCGCACCACCGGGAGGUUGCAAUUUCAAUAAGCAAUUAUACUUUGAAACAUGGUGAUACUGGUUUGGUUAUAGUUGGUGGAAGGAUGGAAAUGCAGCCAUUUAAUCACAUGGACCCAUUUGAGGAGCUUGGCAUGGCAGCGCGAAAUGCUGAGCAACACAGAAGGAGUGCAACUGAGAAUCAGGCCUCCGAAGACUCUGGAGCUGUGAAUCUGCGUCAUUUUGCUGUUUAUGCGUUCGCUGGACGGACUGGCGUGCUUCGUUGGAGGAAAAAGACCGAUGAUAUUGCAGCUCAGACUUCAGAUGCAUCACAUUUAGUUCCUCAACAUAACUACAAGCUUGACGUGCACGCUAUAAAUAGCCGUCAGCCUGGAGAGUUUGAAUGCAGGGAAUUCAGGGAAUCGAUACUCGGUGUUGUGCCCCAUCAUUGGGACCGGCGUGAAGAUACAUUGUUGAAGCUUGCUCAUUUCAGACGACACAAGAGGAAAACAUUGAAGAGAUUAUCUGGUAAGUCUACAGCUUAUCCGUUUCACAAGCCUGAGGAACACACACCCCCUGGGAAGGACUCAUCGAAAAAGAUUCCAAAAAUGAUUGGGAAAGCCGCACACUAUGCUGGUUCAGCAAAAUCCAAGAAGGCUAUCCAGUACAUUCCAACUAUAACAAAUUACACCCAGCUUUGGUGGGUCCCUAAUGUUGUUGUGUCUCAUCAGAAAGAAGGAAUAGAAGCUAUUCAUUUGGCAUCUGGUCGAACUCUCUGCAAGCUUCAUCUGCUUGAAGGUGGUCUUCAUGCAGACAUUAAUGGAGACGGCGUGCUGGACCACGUACAGGCUGUAGGUGGUAAUGUUGGAGAGAGAACCGUAGUGAGCGGAUCAAUGGAAGUGUUGAAACCAUGCUGGGCAGUGGCGACCUCAGGUGUGCCUGUCCGUGAACAGCUAUUCAAUGUCUCAAUUUGCCAUCACUCCCCUUUCAACUUGUUCCAGUACGGAGAGUUCUCACGGCACUUUGUUCACACAAAGGACGUCUCUUCUCUGGAGGUUGCAACUCCCAUUCUCAUCCCCAGAGACGAUGGUCACAGGCACCGCCAGGGAAGUCACGGUGAUGUGAUCUUUUUGACAAAUCGUGGCGAGGUAACAUCGUACAAGCCUGGAUUGCACGGCCACGAUGCGUUGUGGCAGUGGGAGCUCCUGACAGAAGCAACGUGGUCCAAUCUGCCUUCCCCUUCAGGAAUGAUGAUGGAGUCUGGCAGUGUGGUUCCCACCCUGAAGUCGUUCUCUCUGCGUCUGCACGAUAAUCAGCCGAUGAUACUUGCUGGCGGAGAUCAGGCUGCGGUCGUUAUAUCCCCUGGCGGAAGCAUUAAGACGUCGAUAGAGCUGCCGUCUCAGCCCACGCAUGCCCUCGUCACUGACGACUUCUCCAACGAUGGUCUGACUGAUAUUAUCGUCAUGACUUCCAACGGAGUUUAUGGGUUCGUUCAGACAAGACAGCCAGGUGCUUUGUUCUUCAGUACGUUGGUCGGCUGUCUCUUAGUUGUCAUGGGUGUGAUUUUCGUCACCCAACACUUGAACUCCAUGAAAGCCAAGCCUCGAGCUUCUUCCUCUUCCGGCUUUCUGUAACAAAAAACAUUGGUUUAACCAAAACCGAAUAGCUUUCUAUUUUAUAUGCCUAUGCUUUUUUUGCCUUUUUUAAAAAAACAAUUUCCUUGUAACCAAAGUUUAUAAUUUACCAGCUUUGUUUGAGUGCCUGA
Messenger RNA from Tarenaya hassleriana, 2318 nucleotides. RefSeq lists its product as uncharacterized. Lineage: Eukaryota; Viridiplantae; Streptophyta; Magnoliopsida; Brassicales; Cleomaceae. The coding region runs from base 85 to 2187 and encodes 700 amino acids. The transcript is spliced from 13 exons. The record is from RefSeq and is a predicted model, not a curated record.